This is a messenger RNA of Ogataea polymorpha, 3875 nucleotides long. RefSeq lists its product as uncharacterized. The transcript has a single exon. Gene Ontology annotation, molecular function: protein binding; snoRNA binding. Gene Ontology annotation, biological process: maturation of SSU-rRNA. Gene Ontology annotation, cellular component: small-subunit processome; Pwp2p-containing subcomplex of 90S preribosome. Lineage: Eukaryota; Fungi; Ascomycota; Pichiomycetes; Pichiales; Pichiaceae. The record is from RefSeq and is a predicted model, not a curated record. The coding region runs from base 856 to 3699 and encodes 947 amino acids.
AUCAACAUGUCUGUCAGACCCGCUACAGUCAAGAAGUUUUUGGAGGUUACAGGAACCGACUCAGAGGAGGUUGCUGUUUUCUUCCUACAGAGAAAUCAACAAAAGCUUACGCAUGCCAUCAACGACUUCUUUGUGAACCCGCAACUGGCAAAGAACAUCAAGAAAGAAAAGGUGACAGUCAGGAUCGACCCUAAGGUAAAGGAGAUUUUUGAUCAAUAUAAAGAGCCAUUGCCAGACCCUCUGGGAAAGUCCUACAUUGGCAUUGACGGCACCGUGCGGUAUAUCUCCGAUUUGGGAUAUGAGCCGGAAGACAUAGCCAUGCUCGCGCUGGCGGAGUUUCUGGAGUGCCCGUCUGUUGGAGUGUUUAAAGAAGAUCCCUUUGUGACGAACUGGUCGAGAGUCAAAUGCAACACCAUUGAAAAAAUGAGCGACUACGUGAGAAAUGAAUUGGCAGUCAAACUGUCAGAGGAUGAAGAGUACUUCAAAAAGGUUUAUCAAUUCACCUACAAAUUUAUUCUCGAGAAAAAUGAACGCAAUGUGCCAACAGAAACCGCGGUAGAGUACUGGCAUCUCAUGUUGCCAGAAGCCUAUAAAGCAGAGCUGGAAACGUUUGUCAGGUUUCUUGAAGAAACAAACCGCAAAAGCAUCACCAAAGAUCAGUGGAACAUGCUGUAUCCGUUUCUCAAAACAUACCACGAGGACAACAAGCUUUCAAACUACGACGAAUCGCAGUCGUGGCCCGUGCUUAUGGACUCGUUCCACGAUUGGCUCCUGGACUCCUGAUCUACCUUUUGGUGCAAGGGUGCUCGCUAGAUGAGAAAAAAAAUUUAAGAAAAAUAUUGAUCAGAUUCAAAUAUGGUGAAAUCGUACCAGCGUUACGAGCAAGCCGGUUGGAUGGGCGUUAUUGCCUCGCAGUCCAACACUGUGUUUAUUGGUAACAACGAUUCACGGAAAUCUGUUGGUCAGGUCAUCACGGGCGGCUUGGAAGACAUUCUCGUCUGGGAUAUCAAAACCGGGGAGCUCAUCAAAAGGCUACGAGACGGCGCUAAUCCGGGAGCACUGGACUCGUCGACACAAUCAGCCCCGGCACAUGUGGUUAGACUUGAGCACGAGCCGCGCUCAAACAUCUUGGCUGCCGGCUAUAGCGACGGUACCAUCAAAGUUUGGGAUCUAACCUCGAGCUCGGUAAUAAUCAAUUUCUCGGGCCACAAGUCUGCCGUCUCGAUGCUGCGAUUCGACCGUUCGGGAACACGUCUUUUCUCUGGAUCUAAAGACACUGCGAUUAUUGUGUGGGACCUGGUUGGAGAAACGGGUCUUUUCAAGCUGAAAGGACAUAAGGAUCAAAUCACUGGGUUCAGUCUUUUGUAUGAGCCAGAAAAUACUAAUAUCGACGAAAUGGAAGACUGGCUUAUUAGUACCUCCAAGGAUGGUUUAAUAAAGCUUUGGGAUCUAAAGUCACAGCAAUGUAUAGAGACCCAUGUGGCGCACACCGGCGAAUGCUGGGCUUUGGGACUCAACACCACCAAAGAGCUUUGCAUCACAGCAGGCAUGGACACGCAAUUAAAGGUUUGGAAGAUCGAUCUAUCUAAAGAGGACAAGAAACUUAUCGAACAGGGGAUAUACGAUAAGCAAAGUAAGAGCAGAUGCACAGAAAUUGGGUUUACGGUCACCAACCAAGGCGAAUUUUUCUUUGCCUCCAAUACCGACAGAACGGUUGAAUUUUUCCGUUUCAGGCAGGAAAAAGAGAUCAGCAGAGCCUCGGCCAGAAGACAGGCUAGACUGCAGGAGAAAGGUAUGAGUCCCGAGGAGAUCGAGCGCGCAUUGGACGAUGCCAAGGUCAACAUGUUGAUUGCUCCUUUUACGACGCUUCACACAGAAAAGUCUAAAGUUCGCUCCACUACGUGGGCCCUCACCAGCAGCAGAAAACUCGAUGUGGUGGUGACACUGACAAAUAAUGCCGUUGUCUAUUACAAUAUCCCUAUUCCGGAGGCAGUGCGCAAACACAAUCCAGUGGACAAAAUAAGUGAAGCAAAAUACUCUUUGUACAACCUGGGACACAGGCAAGAUAUCAGAGCUGUCGACAUUUCGGACGACGACAAGCUGCUGGUCACCGGUUCGAACAACGAGCUCAAAGUGUGGAAUAUCAAGACCAAGUCCUGUAUUAGAACAUUCGAAAAAAUUGGCUAUGUUUUGUCGACUUGCUUUCUUCCAGGAGGAGCUCUGGUGGUGAUAGGAACAAAAGAGGGUGCUUUAAGGCUUCUGGAUCUCGCCACCUCGACGGUUCUCCAUUCGCUGGAAGACGUUCACGACAGCAAGGCUGUGUGGUCGAUCGACCUCACUCCGGACGGAAAGACGAUCAUUACCGGCUCUGCCGAUCAAACGGUCAAAUUCUGGGAGAUCCAGGUGGAGAAAGAGCUUGUUCCGGGAACUGCCAACAAGUACGUCAACCGCUUACAGCUGAAUCACACUAGAACGUUGGAGGUGAGCGACGAUGUGCUUAGUGUUAAGGUUUCUCCAGAUUCCAAAUACCUGGCUGUUGCUCUGCUGGAUAACACCGUCAAGAUCUUCUUCUUCGACACGCUCAAGUUUUUCCUCAGCUUGUACGGACACAAGCUUCCUGUGCUUUCGAUUGAUAUCUCGUUUGACUCGAAAUUGAUAAUCACGUCUUCCGCAGAUAAAAACAUAAGGAUUUGGGGACUGGACUUUGGAGACUGUCACAAGUCGGUUUUCGGGCAUCAAGAUGCAAUCAUGAAAGUCAAGUUUGUACCAGAAUCCAAAAACUUUUUCAGUUGCUCCAAGGACGGAAUGGUGAAGUACUGGGACGGCAUCAAAUUUGAAAAUAUCCAAAAGUUGGCUGCGCACCACUCUGAGGUUUGGAACCUUGCCGUCAGUAACUCUGGUGAGUUCAUGGUGUCUGUGUCCCACGAUCACAGUAUCAGAAUAUGGGAAGAGACUGACGAUCAAGUCUUCCUUGAGGAAGAGCGGGAAAAGGAGAUGGACGAGCAGUAUGAGGGAGAGCUGCUUGAUUCCUUGGAAGGUGACAAGGCGGUGGACCAGGACGAAGACGAGGUGGGUCGGGUGUCCAAACAGACGAUGGAGACGCUCAAGGCCGGUGAGAAACUGAUGGAGGCUUUAGAUCUUGCUACCAAGGAGCUGGAAGAGACCCAGCAGUACAAGCGGGAACUACAGGCUUUCAAACUCAAGAGGUCGGCCAAACAGCCUGUUCAGCCGACGCGGAACCCUAUACUGCAGGCAUUGAACUUGUUGCCGGAACAGUACGUUUUGGACGUUCUCACCAAGAUCAAGCCAUCGCAGCUUGACGACGCCCUGAUUGUGCUGCCAUUCUCGUACACGGUGAAGCUGCUACGUUUUAUUCGAGUUUGGACAGCUGGCGACAACUUCAACAAGAACCUGACCUCGAUCUCGGUCAUCUGCCGCACGCUCUUCUUCGUAAUCCGGUCCAACUCGAUGGAGCUGGUGAGCCAAAAGGACGAAGAGCUGCGCAAGGAGCUGGAUGACCUACGCAAGGAGCUGAGAAAGAUGCUCAGACAGACCAACAUGGAGGUCGGCUACAACAUCAGCGGUCUGAAUUUCCUGAAAACGCAGUGGAGCAAUCACCACAGUUUCAAUUUUGCUGACGGAAAAACAUGGGAGGAGGAGGGUAAAUCGAGAAAAAGAGUUUACACUACCUUGGCCUAAAAAGAAAAAGCACACCACCAUAGAAUUUAAAAGAUCUCCUGACCGUUACUAAAUGUGGCAACAGAUAAGAAGUGGGGCCACGCCUCAGUAAAACGAUGACUGCCGCCCUUCUAGGACCAGGGUAUAAAUAGCAUGUAACCAGAAGGUUGUAAUUGUACAAUUUAAUUAACUCUAAC